Ceutorhynchus assimilis (cabbage seed weevil) is the source of this 2540-nucleotide messenger RNA. NCBI's taxonomy places the organism in Eukaryota, Metazoa, Arthropoda, Insecta, Coleoptera, Curculionidae. The record is from the annotation of a GenBank genome assembly.
AAAAGUUGUUUUGUUGGUCCCACUACUUCACGUCCAGGAAAAAAAAACAAAGUGCUUGUACUGCUUGUGCUACAAUUUACAAAUUGGCUUUUGAGAGUUUCUAAUCCAAAAACCCCUAGGCUAGUACUACCUUGAAGAGAAUUAUGGAAGAAGAAAUCGCGCCUAUUAUGACAAUAACGUUCAGCAAUGAAGCAGACGCAGACGUAUAUAAAACUAAACUUUGUGAAUUUAUUCAAACUUUUCCUGAAUUGAAUUUGAAAACUGUGGACAAUGUAACGAAUGUGUUCAAGAAUUCGAGUAUUUCCACAGAAAAAGAAGAACUAAACGAAGUUAAUUCCGCGUCUACAAAGUUAGGUUCCAAGAAGUCACGCAAAAAGAAAAAACGUCAAAAGGACCCUGUUUUUUUUCUUGAUACGCAACCUUCUCUUGAUGAAGGAAAUUUCAUUUCCAUUUCUACAGGUGAGGUUCGAAAACUUGGAAUUGAAGAAGCUGAAGAAGAACCAGUAAAAUUAACUUUUGGACCCACGUGCUUUAACUGUGAAGGAAAUCAUUCUCUUAGAGACUGUCCGCUUCCUAAAGAUAUGGCAAAAAUUAAUUCAAACAAACAAAAUCAUCAGAAAAAUAGAAGUGUGAGGUACCAUUUAGAAGACGAUCUCAAAUUUGGCCACAUACAUGCAGGCAGAAUAUCCGACAACUUAAGAUAUGCCCUCGGCUUGAAGAAAUAUGAACUUCCACCAUACAUUUACAAAAUGCGACUGAUAGGUUAUCCACCUGGAUGGUUGGAAGCUGCCAAAUUAACAAGUUCGGACUUAUUGAUGUAUGACGGAAAGGGAAACACUAUCAAAAACCAGAAUGCUAAAAAGGCUACUGGUUUGGAUCAAGAAAAAAUUAUUCGCUUUCCAGGAUUCAAUGCACCUUUGGAAAGUGGAUUUAAAGAUGAGUAUAGGCACUAUGGUGUGCCCAAGUACAAUGAAACUCAAUUUCCCAAACAAGUUGAAGAAUACAUCAAAUUUGCCCAGAGUCAAAUCGACGAUCUUGAAACAGAAAAUAUGGAUAUAGAUGAGACCAGUGAUGCAGAAUCAGAUGACGUUGUAAUUGUAAAUUUACCGGAGGAUAAAGAAAUAGAAGCCAUAAGUUUACAAGAACUAGAAAAUCAAAAAAAUAGUAUUCUUGAAGAGAUCAAGAAGUCUCAGGAAACAGUACCCUGGGUUCCAACAUGUGAAACAAAAGAACUAGUAGUUGAAGAAAAUGUAUCAACAAAUGCUAAUGACAAUGAACAGAACACUGAAAUUGAAAAGGAAAAGUCCGAUUCCGAUGGCAACACACAAACAGACACAAAUGACGAAGAAAUUACUGAAGUAAUAGAUUUAACUGCUACAUGUACCGAGACCGAAGCUAAUUUAACAUUAAACAACAGUGUGCCUGAGCCUGACACAAGUCUAGGAACUCCAAAAGCUACUAUAAUGGGAACGCCUAUAUUCAAGAAAACUUUAUCACCUUAUGUCCAGGUGCCUCCUCUAGAACAUUUCAGGGAAGGUGUUAGUCAAGUAAUUAACUAUGAAAAUUUGCCCAAUACUGAGGGCAAGUAUGAAAUAAUGAGAGGAGUUCUUCAGAAAAUUCGUCAACUAAAGCCAUAAAUUACUUGUUCAGCGGUUUAAAUGAGAUGUUAAUUUAAUUAUUUAAAAUAUAAUGCAUGGAAGGAUGUUUUUUGGACAACAAUAAGGUUGUAUUUAAUAAUUUGAAAUCGUGUGGCAGCACAAAAUAGUUAUUUAUGCAACAAGUGUGUAAAGUGAAAAAAGGUGCUUUAUGCACAUAUUGUAUACAAAAUUUUUUCUACUACCAAUUAAAUAUGUGUAAAAAAAUAAAUUUAGAAAAAUACUUUAUGCACUAGUGCGUGAAGUAAUUUACCAGAAAAAUGCCAAAUUGACAGUGUCGAUAUUUGUCAUUGACAUUACUUUACGCACUUGUGUGUGAAGUGAAUUAUUUUACGCACUAGUGCAUGAAGUGAAAUUUUACGUACUAGUGCGUGAAGUGAAAUUUUACGUCUUCUGAAUAGCGCAUGAAGUGAGUACUUUACGCACGGUAGUAGAAAAUAGUUAUUUAUGAUGUAAGUGCUAAAAGUGACAUUUUAUUUUGUGAAAAGGGAAGUUUGGGAGACGACGCCGAAGGCGGAGUGUUCCAUCCCUUUGAACAAAAUAAAAAUCACUUUUAGCACGAAUAUCAUACACUAUUUUUUCUACAAACACACUAAAAGUGAUUACUUUUAGCACUAGUGCUAAAAGUAAUCACUUUUAACACCAGUGUUAUAAAAUGGCAUUUUAGACACUGACAACAUCCAUUAAAAAUGACACUUUUAGUGACGUUUGUAGAAAAAAGAUUUUUUUUUUGUAAUUUGACGACCAGAACCAUGUUGAGAAAACAAAAUAAAAGUGGCAAGGGUCUUUUGUAUUCUGUAGUUUACUAUGACUAUGAAUAAUUAUUAUUAUUGCUGCUCCAAAAACUUUUCUAUGAUAAAUUUCUAAAUAAAUAUUUGUUUUCAA